AUGGGUCAGGGUGUGAUUGGCUUACCAGGGUAUAAUGGUAGCCACACCUGUACCACAGCCACCAUUUCACAGGAUCAUUCGAAACUGGACUCUAUCACAAUUGCAGAAGCAAUAAAGCCACUGGUUGAAGUUGACCCCUCCUUAAAGGUAAAAUCGGUAAUAGCAGAAGUGAAAUCAAAAUUCAACUACACCGUCAGUUACCGGAAAGCAUGGUUGGCUAAGCAGAGGGCAAUAGAAAAAAUAUUUGGAGGUUGGGAAGCAUCGUAUGAAGCCUUGCCUAUAUGGUUUGAGGCCAUGUGUCACAAGGAGCCAUCAGCUGUUGUCCAUUUUGAGACUAUGCCUGCAUAUCAAGGCGAUGACUUAGUGGGUGAUAUUCGGGUACUGCAUCGUGUAUUCUGGAGUUAUUACCCUUGUAUUAGGGCAUUCAGACAUUGUAAGCCAAUUGUCCAGGUGGAUGGUACUCACUUGUACGGAAAGUAUAAGGGUUGUCUGCUUGUGGCAGUUUCCCAGGAUGGAAACAACAAUAUCGUUCCGAUUGCAUUUGCUAUUGUUGAGGGAGAGACUUCUGAUGCAUGGCAUUUUUUCCUAAGUAACCUCUGUCAACAUGUUGUUACUCGGGAUGGAGUGGGUCUAAUAUCUGACAGGCACGAGUCCAUCAAUGCAGCUGUCGAAGGAAGUAACGGAGCUUGGUCACCUCCUAGAGCUUUUCAUAUGUUUUGCAUCAGGCAUAUAGAGUCGAAUUUUCUGAGAAAAUUCAAGGCACCUUACCUACAAAAAUUGGUCAUUAACAUCGGAUAUUCGAGGACGGUGCGGGAGUACGAAGUGCAUUACCAGCGUUUAAGGGACCGCGGCGAGGCAUACACAAACUGGUUAGAUCGAAUUCCUCGCGAACAGUACGCACUGGCCUUUGAUGGCGGGUACCGAUGGGGUCACAUGACGACGAAUCUAGUGGAGUGUAUCAACUCAGUAUUGAAGGGUGCCUGCAAUCUUCCCAUUACUACUCUUGUGAAGGCAACAUUCUACAGACUAAAUGAGUUGUUCACCCAUAAAAGAGCGGAGGUGGAAGCCCGGAUCAAUGCUGGCCAUGUGUUUUCUGAGAUAGUGACAUCGAAGUUGCAUGCAAACCAACUUGCAUCAGGAAACAUACAGGUUAGUUGCUUUGACCGCCAAAAUGAGGUCUUUGAGGUUCGUGAGAUGCCAAGUGGGCUAGAGUUUGCAGUUGAUCUACGUAGCCUUCGAUGUGACUGUGGUGAGUUCCAAGUGGACCGGAUCCCCUGUCGACAUGUAUUCGCAUGUUGUGCCAACCAGCGACUUGAUUGGCGACUUUAUGUUCAUGAUGUGUAUAAGAUAUGGAUCAAGUACGGCGGGUGUACACCUCACAUAUCCCCAAACAGUAUCGUCCCAAUCAGCAACAUAAUGUGA
Molecule: messenger RNA, 1422 nt
Organism: Arachis duranensis
Lineage: Eukaryota; Viridiplantae; Streptophyta; Magnoliopsida; Fabales; Fabaceae
Exons: 3
Coding region: 1-1422 (473 amino acids)
Molecular function (GO): zinc ion binding
Source: RefSeq, a predicted model, not a curated record